AUGUUAUAUAAAAAAUUGAAUGAAUAUGGAGAGAAAUUUGAUCCAAACUUAUCAGUGGAAAUUAUUCAUAAAUAUAACCAAACUGAUAAUCCAACAACCUCGGUUCAAACUGUUUAUCUAGGUCCUAAAAAUGAAGCACAGAAGUGUUUAAAAAAUUUUAUUGAUGAAUCUAGACCUAAUCCAAUAAAUGAUUCUAGUUAUAGAAUAGUAGACUGGUUCGUCUCGAUCACUAACAAUAAAACCAUUACCGAUGAAUCCAAACUUUAUGAAUACAUUGAAGAUGAGGAUAAAGAUGAACGAAAACCUGUUAAGAUGAAAUCUUUUUUGUUAACACUCCAGGGCUACCUGAUAAAGGGGUUGAGAGCUUAUUCAAAUUUAUGA
Racocetra fulgida is the source of this 381-nucleotide messenger RNA. NCBI's taxonomy places the organism in Eukaryota, Fungi, Glomeromycota, Glomeromycetes, Diversisporales, Gigasporaceae. The record is from the annotation of a GenBank genome assembly.